CUCGAAAUGGAAGAGAAUGGAUUUGAGUACCUUCCUCCUAAAGCUCACCCAAAGAUUGGGUAUAUUCACUAUAGGAGGCAGAAAAUAGACGCUAUUCUUAUCAUGAGGAAACAAAUGAAGGGAAUCCAAAGGAGACAAAUCCCCAUCUACCACCUCUACUAUAAGCGGGGUCACUUCUUACAUCGUAAUCAUACUGUAUUUUUACUUAAUUAGCAUACCUCUUGAAUCUCGUAUCAUGUAUCGAUAUAAGUUACAAUCUGAUAUUGUUGAACUGUGUUUAUAUCAUUCAUGCUCGAGCUUGCAAUGAAAAUCUCAUUCGCUAAUUACCAGUUUAGUCUCUCUUUUACUCUAAUGGUAACUUUCAUGCGCUUCUCUCUUCAUCCACGAAAUUCAAAUAGCACGCGCAAACCACGUGCAUAAGUUGGCGUAUCAAUUCAAAAUCACGGAUGCCAUCAUGCACUAUCACUGCUCGAGCCCUGAGAUGAGAGCACCGCUCUCGACCGUUAUCUCCCGCCAGAAUUCAAGCUCAAAACUCCUCCAGUCCUUCAGCUUCUCUACUUCAUCCAACAUCAAAACCCUCAAACAAACCCACGCCAACCUAAUCCGAACCCAAGGAAUCCACAACCCUCUCCUCAUCGGCAAGCUCAUCGCCGACAUCGCCACCUCUCACCCCUCAAACCUCCCCUACGCUCGCUCCGUCUUCUCCCAAGUCCAAACCCAGCCCAAUACUUUCACUUGGAACUCCUUAAUCCGAGGCUACGCUCACUGCCAAAACCCAACAGAAGCCAUUGCCCUCUUCCGGCUCAUGCUCUGCAAUGGCGUCUCCCCAAACAACUACACUUACCCUUUUGCCCUCAAAGCCUCCGCCUCUCUCCCGGACCCAUGUGUCGGCCUCUCGCUUCACGGGUCCCUCAUCCGUCGAGGUUUCGAAGAUUUUGAUGAAUAUAUUCAAACUUCGCUCAUUAACUUCUAUGCCUCUUGCGGGUCUGUAGAUGUCGCAUGCAAGCUGUUCGAUAAAUGUCCUGUGAGAGAUGUUACUACUUGGAAUGCGCUUAUUAAGGGGUAUAUCGAAUGCGAGAGGUAUAAUGAUGCGAUUCGAGUGUUUAGGGUAAUGCAGGAUCGAUCAAAGGUUAAGGGUGAUGAAAUCACGAUGUUGGCUGUUGUAUCGGCUUGUGCACAUCUUGGGGCGUUGGAGGUGGGGAGAUGGAUGCAUGCUUAUAUUGAUAGGAAUCGAAUGAGGACGAGCUUGAACUUGGCGACUGCGUUGGUAAAUAUGUAUGUAAAAUGUGGGGAGAUUGAGAUUGCGAGCUCGUUGUUUCGGGGAAUGAAGGAGAGGGAUGUUAGGGUUUGGAGCGUGAUGAUCAGCGGGCUCGCCAUUCAUGGGCUUGGAAAAGAGGCAUUGGGGCUAUUCUACGAGAUGCAAUCAAUUGGAAUCAAUCCCGAUUCUGUUACACUCACUGCCGUUCUAAGCGCUUGUAGCCAUUCGGGCUUGGUUAAUGAGGGGCUCAAACUGCUUGAUCGGAUGCAAAUAGAUUAUCUCGUUGAGCCAACAAUAGAGCAUUAUGGUUGCAUUGUGGAUCUUUUGGGAAGGGCGGGGAGAUUAAAAGAAGCCCUAGGUUUGAUUCAGAGAAUCCCUCUGAAGCCUGACGUGGCUCUCUGGGGCGCUCUUUUGGUCGCAUGCAGGGUUCAUAAGGAUGUUGAUAUGGGAGAAAAAGUUGCAAAGGAAAUGCUUGAAUUAGAUCCUCAUCAUGCUGGAGCUCAUGUGUUCUUGUCGAAUGUAUAUGCUUCUUAUAAAAAAUGGGAGCUUGUCGAAGAGGUCAGAAACUCAAUGAAGGAUCAAAAGAUCAGAAAACCUCCGGGAUCGAGUUUAAUCGAAUUGGAUGGAGUCGUGCAUGAAUUUGUAUCAGGAGACAGUUCACAUCCUGAUUCUCAAAAGAUUUAUUUGAUGUUGGACGAGUUUCGAAGAAUUAGGAGAAUGAAAGAGCAUCAGCCGUUCAGUGGACAAAUGUUGUUUGAUAUUGAAGAGGAGGAGGACAAGGAGGUAUGCCUUUCUCAACAUAGUGAGAAAUUGGCUGUUGCUUUUGGGUUGAUUAAGACUAAACCAGGUUCUCAACUGCGCAUAGUAAAAAAUUUGAGGAUUUGUGAAGACUGUCAUUCGUUGAUGAAGAUGGUGUCUGAGUUCUUCAAGCGUGAUGUGAUUGUUAGAGAUAGAAGUAGAUUUCAUCACUUUCGGAAUGGAGAUUGUUCGUGUAAAGAGUAUUGGUGAUUGAUUGAGGAUCAAGCUCCCCUCGGGUUCUAAAACGAUCGUCCCGAGUGGCUGCCGAGCAAU
This is a messenger RNA of Asparagus officinalis (garden asparagus), 2329 nucleotides long. RefSeq names its product pentatricopeptide repeat-containing protein At5g66520-like. Gene Ontology annotation, molecular function: protein binding; RNA binding; zinc ion binding. Gene Ontology annotation, biological process: RNA modification. Bases 455 to 2266 code for a protein of 603 amino acids. Lineage: Eukaryota; Viridiplantae; Streptophyta; Magnoliopsida; Asparagales; Asparagaceae. The record is from RefSeq and is a predicted model, not a curated record. The transcript has 3 exons.